This is a messenger RNA of Schizosaccharomyces octosporus yFS286, 1334 nucleotides long. Its product is annotated as hmmtag2. The record is from RefSeq and is a predicted model, not a curated record. Bases 196 to 870 code for a protein of 224 amino acids. Lineage: Eukaryota; Fungi; Ascomycota; Schizosaccharomycetes; Schizosaccharomycetales; Schizosaccharomycetaceae. The transcript has a single exon.
AUUAUCAUUAAAAUAAAGCCUUUCCUAAUAGGUUAUUACUUCGUUUGUUUGUGUUGAUAACAAUUAGUGUCAUAGUAUUGUUGUAACAUUUCAACCAAGUUCAACAAUUUCUUAGGUUGAGUCUAUCGAGGUAGGCCGAUACUUUACAGAUACUUUCUGUUUACACAUUCCUUUCAUUGACUUACGCAUUUGCUAAUGGGUCGUAGUAACGCAACUCGUGGAGGUACCCGUGGCGGUCAAGGUGAAUUCCAAUGGGAUCAGGUUAAGGGUGAUAAACAAAAGGGAAACUAUUUAGGUCAGUCUAUUUAUGCGGCCAGUGGUCGGUGGGCACAAGGACGUGACUUAGAGUGGUGGUCGAAAGGUAGAACUACCCAAGCAGAAUCAGGUUCCAAUAAUGAAGAUGCUUAUAGAAAAGAGAUACUAGAAAUCAAACACAAAGAGCAGACCAUGAUAGCUGAAGCUCUUGGUCUUCCUCCUCCGCCUCCCCUUGGAUCUGAAAAUAGUUCUCAAAAACCGGAAACAACGACGAAAGAUCAACACAAACAGCGUUCGGAUUCUCACCACCGAAGAAUCUCUCAUAGGAAAGAACAUUCGCAUAGAAGGAGUAGAUCUCGUUCUCCAUCCCCUGGUGCACGAUCUCAUCGGAGAGAAAGACCAAGAGAGGAUGAUUACUAUUCUGGUCGGUAUAAAAGCCGUAGACAGGAGCGCUAUUCUUCAAUACCAGACCACCUUGAUGAAGAAAUAAGCUAUAAUGAUAAUCGAAAUUUUCAUCAUCGACGACGACAGCAUAGUGAUGAAGUCCCUCAACGGGAUUAUAAAAAGGCUUACUUUGAUCGUUCACCUCCGCGUGUCAGACAAAGGGAACACUAAAAUACGAAGUACUUAAAGCUAAUUAUAUUUUUGAAUUUGCAAAGUUAAUGCAUUACUUGUACGAUCAUUCGUUCUUGAAAUAUUUUUAUUAAAAAACAUAAACAGGCAUCAUAAUUCUAUCUCCUUAAUACUUUUCCGACAUAAUAUUCACAAUAACUGUUGUCCAACCAGUAAAAUCUUUAGUUCUCUGGCCAACUCCAGUAACGGAGUCGUACUGCUCCCAGAAGAUGCCGGUACGUUUCCAGUUGUUGAAUACAGUGUUCACAACGUUAAGACGAAGUUCUUCAUAUAUAGACUUAGCCAAUCCUUGACUGGGUCCAGGGACAUGGAUAUAAUUUUGAUAAAGACUGCUCAGAACCAAAUAAUUCAUAUUCAUCCAGACAGGGCCACGCCAGUAGUUUUCGUCCGUUCCAAAGUAAGGAUCAUUCAAACUUAAGCUUCGAAUACCGUAAGGAGACCACAAC